This is a messenger RNA of Rhododendron vialii, 2232 nucleotides long. Its product is annotated as fructokinase-1. NCBI's taxonomy places the organism in Eukaryota, Viridiplantae, Streptophyta, Magnoliopsida, Ericales, Ericaceae. The record is from RefSeq and is a predicted model, not a curated record. Bases 111 to 1556 code for a protein of 481 amino acids. The transcript is spliced from 5 exons.
AGUUCUUUUUGACGAUUUUCGUCACUCAAUAAAGCACGUCCUCUCUCCCUUCUCUCUCUCCAACUCAAUCAACCUCUCUCUCUCUCUCUCUGCACCAUACCAUUAUCUGAAUGCAUCACCACAGCACAACCCUCGAACCCCCAAUCAAACCCUAUGGACUAUCCCCGCACCCAAUCUUCCUCCAAAACCCUAGGCUCAUUCGCGCCAUUUUCCCAACCGCUUCGCACCACAACAAGUCCCACUCUUGGAUUUGCAACUGCCAGGGAGUCGAAGAAAUCUCUUCGGUUCCCAAACUCCGACCAAAUUCGCGAAAUUCUGGUGAUGGGGAGAGAUUUGAGGUAGUAAAAGAAAUUGACGUGGCCACUCUUGGAAAUCUGUGCGUCGAUAUCGUGCUGAAUGUCCCCAAUUUGCCCCCGGACUCCUUUGAUGAACGAAUGGAUUACAUGGAGCGGUUGUCCAAGUCUCCACCUGAUAAGAAAUUCUGGGAAGCUGGUGGAAACUGCAAUAUGGCUAUAGCGGCAGCAAGACUAGGACUUUCUUGUACGGCGAUCGGUCAUGUGGGUAAUGAAAUUUAUGGACGCUUCCUCUUAGAUGUGCUUCAUGAGGAGGGAAUUAGCACGGUUGGAAUGAGUGAUGAUAAUGACGUUGAAUGUUCUGGAGCCGCAUAUGAAACACUUUUAUGCUGGGUUUUGGUUGAUUCUUUGCAAAGACACGGGUUUUGCAGUCGAGCUGAUUUUAGUGAGGAGCCUGCAUUCAGUUGGAUGAGUAAAUUGUCGAGCAAAGCAAAGAUGGCUGUAAAAAAGUCAAAGAUCCUGUUCUGCAAUGGUUAUGGUUUUGAUGAGCUUUCCCCUGGGUUGAUUAUAUCUGCUUUAGAGUAUGCAGUGGAAGUGGGCACCUCAGUUUUCUUCGAUCCUGGACCACGGGGAAAGAGCCUUUCUGCUGGAACACCUGAAGAGCAAAAAGCAUUUGGCAAGUUUUUGAGGAUGAGUGAUGUUCUUCUUCUGACUUCUGAGGAGGCGGAAUCAUUGACUGGCAUUAGAAACCCAGUGCUGGCUGGGCAGGAGUUGCUGAAGAAAGGGUUACGAACGAAAUGGGUGAUUGUCAAAAUGGGUGCAAGGGGUUCAAUUUUAAUCACCACGUCAAGCAUAUCAUGUGCGCCUGCAUUCAAGGUGAACGUUGUCGACACUGUUGGGUGUGGAGAUAGUUUCGUAGCUGCUAUUGCGUUUGGUUUUAUACACAAUAUGCCCACUGUUAAUAUAUUAACAAUUGCAAAUGCAGUGGGGGCUGCAACUGCCAUGGGUUGCGGUGCUGGUAGGAACGUCGCAACCCUAAAGCAAGUCAUUGAACUCGUGAAGGACGAAAACCUUAACGAGGAUGACAAAUUCUGGAACGACCUAAUGAAUGAAAACUUGGAUUCUCAGGAAAUUACGUUUCUAUCCAGAAUGGUUUUAAAUGGAAGCAAUACUCGGUGCAACCGAGUUCCCCUGCAAAAGGUCAUUUCUGAAAUGCUGCCUAUGCUCGAAUCUGCAGGUUUAAAUAAGGUUGUUCCAUCUUGACAAUUACGACAACUGUUUUCUGACUGCUAACUGGUUUUCUGUGGGUUUACUAUUUUUCACCGCUCUGGAAAACUGUUACCUUAAAUUGGGCUUGGAGUUAAAGAGAAAAAAUGCAUGAAAGCUUCAUCUUUGGGCAGACAUGAAUUUUGGGGUGUACUCGUCAGAGGAAGUUCAGUGAAAGAGGAAAUUUGGCAUUCUUUGCUGCUUAUGUUUCAUGUGGCGAGUAUCGAGAUCAUGUUAGCUACGCUUCUUUAGAUACAGUACUUGGGGAAGCCGUAGGGUUUAGAAUUUUGGGGUUUUUGGAAGGGUGUUUGGUAGGCCUUUUAGGAAGAUGAUGAUUCGACUUUUAAUGCCAUUGGUCCAUUGUAAUUGCAAUAUGUCCUUUUUCUUGUGAUGGCGUUAUCGUUGCAGUAUCUGAAGUAAUAGGUCACAACAAUACAAGGUUGAAUUUGUAUAAUGGUCGAUUUUGGUGAGCCGAAAUGCCUUUCUGGUGCGAAAUCACAGAGAAAAUUAUUGUUGGAGGAAGGGGAUACCACUAUCAUGUUGUCUUUUGGGUUGUGGGUGUUUUGAAAUUUUUGAUACAGGUUUGUGUAUUGUGGUUAUGUAUCAAAUGGAUGGGAUUCUGCUACUACAAGUUCACUUGCUAUUAAAAAUUUCACUUUGAACUUUCCCGUCA